ACUCAUCCCAUGGAAAAAACAAACAAUGUAACUGAAUUUAUUUUCUGGGGUCUUUCUCAGAACCCAGAGGUUGAAGAAGUUUGUUUUGUGGUGUUUUCAUUCUUCUACACAGUCAUUCUUCUGGGAAACUUCCUCAUCAUGAUGACAGUUUGCAUGGGUAACCUGUUCAAGUGUCCCAUGUAUUUCUUUCUUAACUUCUUGUCUUUUGUGGACAUCUGUUACUCUUCAGUUACAGUGCCCAAAAUGAUCAUUGACCUACUAGUGAAAAAUAAAACCAUCUCCUACCCGGGUUGCAUGUUGCAACUUUGGGUGCAUUUCUUUGGUUGUACUGAGAUCUUCAUCCUUACUGUCAUGGCCUAUGAUCGCUAUGUGGCCAUCUGUAAACCUCUACAUUAUAUGGCCAUCAUGGACCAGGAGAGAUGCAAUAAAAUGUUGCUGGGGACAUGGGUGGGUGGGUUCUUGCACUCUAUUAUCCAAGUGGCUCUGGUAGUCCAGCUCCCAUUUUGUGGACCCAAUGAGAUUGAUCACUACUUUUGUGAUGUCCACCCAGUGCUGAAACUUGCCUGCACAGACUCCUAUGUUGUGGGUGUUGUUGUGACAGCUAACAGUGGUACCAUUGCACUGGGAAGUUUUGUCAUCCUGAUAAUCUCAUAUACCAUCAUUCUGGUGUCUCUGAGAAAGCAGUCCGUAGAAGGUAGGCGCAAAGCUAUCUCUACUUGUGGCUCCCACAUCACUGUGGUCAUUAUCUUUUUUGGUCCCUGUACCUUUAUGUACAUGAGGCCUGACACUACUUUCUCAGAAGAUAAGAUGGUGGCUGUAUUUUAUACCAUUAUCACUCCCAUGUUAAAUCCUCUGAUUUAUACUAUGAGAAAUGCAGAAGUAAAGAAUGCAAUGAAGAAACUGUGGGGUAGGAAGGUUUUCUAG
This is a messenger RNA of Castor canadensis (American beaver), 924 nucleotides long. Its product is annotated as olfactory receptor 4S2. Gene Ontology annotation, molecular function: G protein-coupled receptor activity; olfactory receptor activity. NCBI's taxonomy places the organism in Eukaryota, Metazoa, Chordata, Mammalia, Rodentia, Castoridae. Gene Ontology annotation, biological process: G protein-coupled receptor signaling pathway. Gene Ontology annotation, cellular component: membrane. The record is from RefSeq and is a predicted model, not a curated record.